GCACAUUAGCAACGAUGGUAGUCUUGAUGAAGAAAUUAAGUGCAGAAACAACCAGGGAAGACAAGAAAUUAGACAACUCAACAGUAUUUUAUGGGAUAAGGCAGUAUCAAAACAAAACAAACACAAAAUUUAUAACAGCAUAAUUAAAAGCAUCAUCGUUAUGGUAGUGAAGCGCGCGUCUGUGAAAUUGAAUCUGGAUAGAGUAAGAAAUGAAAGAAUUCAGAACAUCAUGGGCGUUAAACACAGAAUAAUGGAAGACAUCAAAAUUAACCAACUCAGGUGGUACGGGCACGUUCAAAGAAUGGAAGACAGCAGAAUCCCAAAGAAAAUACUCAAUUGGACACAGGACAAAAGAAAGAGAGGGAGGCCUAGACGGAGUUGGAGAGAAGGAAUAGACGGGGACAUCAGAACAAGAGGAAUAGACGAAAACCUCUGGACAGAAACCAAAGGAGACUGGAUACCAGAAGACGACGAAGAACGUUAUGAACUGAUUU
Messenger RNA from Sitophilus oryzae (rice weevil), 494 nucleotides. RefSeq lists its product as uncharacterized. Lineage: Eukaryota; Metazoa; Arthropoda; Insecta; Coleoptera; Curculionidae. The annotation marks the transcript as partial. The record is from RefSeq and is a predicted model, not a curated record. The transcript is spliced from 2 exons.